GCCAGCGAGUAAAGAAGCAGAUCUGCUCUCCCUCCCACUUGCUUCCUCCUGUCUUCCCACCCUGGCCGAGCCAGGCCAUAGAGCAGCGGCAGGCCUUGGAAGAGGACCUUCACAUCCUCCUGUAGGUGGCAACAGUGCCACCUGUUUGACCGGUGGGGCUGAGCCAAGGACUGGAAGAGGGAGGAGGCAGACAACUCGGAGUGGAGCUGGGAAGCAGUGCAGAGCAGUGCAGAGCAGAGAACAGAGCAGAGCUGCCGCUGAGAUAAGGCCUUCACCAUGGCCCCUGGCUGCUGCUCCGUCUGGGCCCGCUGCCUCCACUGCCUGUAUAGCUGCCACUGGAGGAAAUGCCCCAAUGAGAGGAUGAAAACGAGCAAGUGCGACUGUAUCUGGUUUGGCCUGCUCUUCCUCACCUUCCUCCUCUCCCUGGGCUGGCUGUACAUCGGGCUCAUCCUUCUCAAUGACCUGCACAACUUCAAUGAAUUCCUAUUCCGCCACUGGGGACACUGGAUGGACUGGUCCCUGGCAUUCCUGCUGGUCAUCUCUCUACUGGUCACAUAUGCAUCCUUGCUAUUGCUCCUGGCCCUGCUCCUGCAGCUCUGUGGACAACCUCUGCAUCUGCACAGUCUCCACAAGGUGCUGCUGCUCCUCAUUAUGCUUCUUGUGGCCACUGGCCUUGUGGGACUGGACAUCAAAUGGCGGCAGGAGUGGCAUAGCUUACGUCUGUCACUGCAGGCCACAGCCCCAUUCCUUCAUAUUGGAGCAGUCGCUGGAAUCACCCUCCUGGCCUGGCCUGUGGCUGAUACCUUCUACCGUAUCCGCCCAAGAGGUCCCAAGAUUCUGCUACUGCUCCUAUUUUCUGGAGUUGCCCUGGUCGUCUACAUGGCCCCCCUAUUCAUCUCCUCACCCUGCAUCAUGGAACCCAGAGAUUUACCCGCUAAGCCUGGGCUGGUGGGACACCGAGGGGCCCCCAUGCUGGCCCCCGAGAACACCCUGAUGUCCCUGCGGAAGACAGCAGAAUGUGGAGCUGCUGUGUUUGAGACUGAUGUGAUGGUCAGCUCCGACGGGGUCCCCUUUCUCAUGCACGAUGAACAGCUGAGCAGAACCACGGAUGUAGCCUCUGUGUUCCCAGCCCGAACCACAGCCCACAGCAGUGAAUUUUCCUGGGCUGAACUGAAGAGACUCAAUGCUGGGGCCUGGUUCCUAGAGAGGCAGCCCUUCUGGGGGGCCAAGCAGCUAUCAGGCCCUGAUCGGAAAGAGGCUGAGAAUCAGGCAGUACCAGCAUUGGAAGAGCUAUUGAAGGAAGCAGCAGUCCUCAACCUUUCCAUCAUGUUUGACUUGCGCCGUCCUCCACAAAACCACACAUAUUAUGACACCUUUGUCAACCAGACAUUGGAGACUGUGCUGAGUGCAGGGGUGCCCCAAGCCAUGGUCCUUUGGCUACCAGAUGAAGAUCGGGCUAAUGUCCAACAGCGUGCACCCAGAAUGCGCCAGAUAUAUGGACAGCAAAGAGGCAACAGAACUGAGAGGCCCCAGUUUCUCAACCUUCCCUAUCAAGACCUUCCACUGUUAGAUAUCAAGGCACUGCAUCAGGAUAAUGUCUCCGUGAAUCUAUUUGUAGUGAACAAACCCUGGCUUUUCUCCCUGCUUUGGUGUGCAGGAGUGGAUUCAGUCACCACCAAUGAUUGCCAGCUGCUUCAGCAGAUGCAUUACCCCAUCUGGCUUAUUUCGCCUCAAACCUAUUUAAUGAUGUGGAUCAUUACCAACUGUGUCUCUACCCUGCUUCUUGUGUGGACCUUCCUCCUCCAGGGGAGAUGUGCUAAUGAAAGAGAGAGAACUGGUUUAGAAACAACAGUGCUGUUGACCAGGAUCAAUAAUGUCAUGACAGAUUGAAUGCCCUGCCCUGGCCUCCCAUCAGCUGGUGUCCAAGGCCUGUCUUCAUUGGUCAAUUGCAAGGGUGGAAGAGGGACUGAAGAGGAAUACUCUGGGGUAGUGUGUUGUGGUAUGGGGGGAAUUUGGCCAAAAGGAGGUUUUGAAUCAGGAGGGCCCUCUGCCCAGUUGGUGGGCAUGCCUCAAACUGCCAUGGAAUCUGCUCCCCUCAGCAUUUUUAUCUGAGAUGGUUGGGAAAACAGUGAGUCAUGAGAAGUUUCUCCCAAACUGAAACUAGAUUGAGGAAGUAAAAGGAAGGUUGCCAAGAUAAUGUUUCAGACUUGUGUCCAUGUGUUUUUGCAUUGAAGGCAUGGGUGUGUCAGGGUGUCACAGCUUAGAACAGUGACGGAAAGUGACCUCUCCUGGAGAACUCUAAGAUGAUGGAGACAUGGUCCCCACUCAAUGCAGUAUCUCACCUGACCCUUGUGAUUUAGCUGUUAUUCUGCUUAGAGCCCAUCUCGAUAUGUAAUUAUGUGCCUACAUGUAGCUUUUUUCUGGAAACAGCCUUUUCUUCAAGACUAGACGGUUCCUGUAUCUUGUCUGUCAAUCUGUUACUCAAUGAAUUUAUUUCCCAUUUGG
This is a messenger RNA of Sciurus carolinensis (gray squirrel), 2505 nucleotides long. It is a transcript of the gene Gdpd2, whose product is annotated as glycerophosphodiester phosphodiesterase domain containing 2. The coding region runs from base 277 to 1890 and encodes 537 amino acids. Gene Ontology annotation, molecular function: glycerophosphodiester phosphodiesterase activity. The record is from RefSeq and is a predicted model, not a curated record. Gene Ontology annotation, biological process: lipid metabolic process. Gene Ontology annotation, cellular component: membrane. The transcript has 16 exons. NCBI's taxonomy places the organism in Eukaryota, Metazoa, Chordata, Mammalia, Rodentia, Sciuridae.